This is a messenger RNA of Drosophila willistoni, 654 nucleotides long. RefSeq lists its product as uncharacterized. The record is from RefSeq and is a predicted model, not a curated record. The coding region runs from base 160 to 654 and encodes 164 amino acids. Gene Ontology annotation, molecular function: odorant binding. The transcript has 4 exons. NCBI's taxonomy places the organism in Eukaryota, Metazoa, Arthropoda, Insecta, Diptera, Drosophilidae.
UUCUCCUGUAUAUUGUCAUUCAUUGAAGGUUGUGAAUUGCCUUUUGCCUCUGUAUUUUCCAUAAUUUUCACCUGUUUUCUUUCCGUUAUACGUGUGUGUUUUCUUAUCUGAUAAAAGAACAAGUUUACAUUUUCCGGCCGUCUACAAACACUCCUUCUAAUGGAUGUAAAUUCAUGCUGUCGCACACCUGAGAUCAAUAUGGGUGAUGUACCACAAAAAUGUCAUAAAUAUGUUAAUCAAUUAAAAACGGCAAAUGAGAAAUAUCCAGCAUAUGCACAUUUGUGUUAUCCGGAUUGCAUUUAUCGUGAAACUGGAGCCUUGGUCAAUGGACAAUUGCAUAUGGAUAAAGUUAAGCAAUUCCUUGAGCAGCAUGUUCAUAGAAAAGAUCGUGAAAUAGUGCCAUAUAUUCUACGAUCUUUUCAAACUUGCCUAAACAAUAUUGAGGGCCAUCAGAGAUCCUUGAAUAUCAAUUCGUAUAAGGUUUUACCUCAGGGAUGUUCACCAUUUGCUGGAAUGCUGUACAGUUGUGUUAAUGCGGAAACAUUUUUAAAUUGUCCAGCACAAAUGUGGAAGACUGAACGUCAAUGUCAAGUGGCCAAAGAAUUUGCCCAUCAAUGUAAUCCAAUGCCUCAUGUACCAUUGCCAAACACUUAA